GCCCCGGCGCUUUUCUCCCAAGACGCCGGUGUUUCUGAUCCGAGCUGUCACACACGGAAGUCCUAACUCCCUUCUGUCAUCCACGUGAAGGCGGAGGGAGAGAACUUCGUCAGAGGGGUUGGGAAUGGAAUCCUUCAUCUCGCUCCCUCGUCCCCUGUAGCCUACACCAAUGCCGUAUCAUAGGAUUCAAUGCAACCGCAUCACCUUCGACAAUUGCAUCCUACCCUAUGACAUUUCGAUAGCGCAAGAAUCAAUGCGACCCCAGCAUUCGGAUCGGACCCGGUCUUACAUAUCACAGCUUAAUCUAGGUCACAUUUGAUCUAUCCACGCGUAAGCCUUGGGUUGGAGGUGACCUUGGGCAGUUGGUUGAAUCGCGGGCUAUCACUUUUGUUUUUGUUGUUUAAUUUCAUCACAUCCUACGCGAGGUGGCUUUUUAUGAGACAAGUUCCUAGCGAAAAGAGGAAGCUAGAGUUAUCUCCCCGCGCACCAGACGAGCUAUGAGCUUGAGGCGAAGCUACCCACAGUACCCUCAAACGACGGCGCUGCAGGAGCUCAACCGCCCUCCCGGAACCGACUGCCUCGUGGCUUCUUCCAAAGAGACGGGAUGGGGGGAAAAUGCAAGGCGGAGAAUUUUUUUGGAAGAAUGAGGGCUAAUUGAUCGAGACCCUGACCUGCCGAGGUGUUGAAACGGGGAAGCCGAGGGGACCUGCUUAUUUGUUACGCUUCCGGAAACGAAACAAGCCUCAUUCACUCAACGUUUGACGAUAACAAAUCCUGCACUGCAACCUGCAAUUGAUCUCGCAUACGAUACGGUGACAUGGAGAUGUGCGACAUUUCGUCAUAAAGCCAAGGAUCAAGUACCGAGUGCGGCAUCUUGAUUGUUACUUACUACGUAGUAUCACAGAUAGUC
Ilyonectria robusta is the source of this 910-nucleotide messenger RNA. RefSeq lists its product as uncharacterized. The coding region runs from base 498 to 647 and encodes 49 amino acids. The transcript has a single exon. Lineage: Eukaryota; Fungi; Ascomycota; Sordariomycetes; Hypocreales; Nectriaceae. The record is from RefSeq and is a predicted model, not a curated record.